Molecule: messenger RNA, 5060 nt
Organism: Cuscuta campestris
Lineage: Eukaryota; Viridiplantae; Streptophyta; Magnoliopsida; Solanales; Convolvulaceae
Source: the annotation of a GenBank genome assembly
UAAAAUAAAAUAGUACUCAUUUUUAAAAAACUUAAUGUUGAUUCUCAAAUAAAUAAAAUUCAUAACAUCCAUACUUUUCUUUUUUCUCUCACCCCUGCAACCAUCGGCUCGGCUCCAUCGGCUCCAUCAGAUCGAUCGACUCCUCCACAACCGUCUCCCAUCUGGCGGCCAUCUAUCCUCCGGCCUAUCAACAGCUUCCUCCAUCGACGGUGCACAUCUCCCUUCCAUAGACGUCUCCCAUCUGGCGGCCAUCUUUCUUCCUCCAGAUCUGACGCAGCUCCUUCGACGCAGCUUCCUUCCUCCGACCCGACCCGACUAGCUCCUCCUAUAGACGCCAUUUCUUCUUUGAUUUACCGGCUGUACCCAAUUUUGGGUACAGCCGGUUGUAUAGUAUAAUUUGCCUCGGAGAAGAGCAUCGGAGAAGAGAGCUUGCAGGGCUUCCGCGGUUGUCACCACCACUAAUCGGCGACAAGGGGAAAAGGGGCAGACGAUGAAACGCGCGAUGAAGAUCAAAAGAAUUUCAGCGACCUCGCCGUGUUACUCCCUCUUUGACCCACGACUUCUCUACCUCAGUUAUCUUCUCUUCGGAAAGCUUAGCAGCCUCAUUCAUGGCAGCCUCAACCCAGCUAAUUGGUGGCAAUUUAAAGCACUUGCUGGUUUAAUAUGGAAAGAUAAAAAAGGCCUCAGGUGGAGAGUAUUUGAUGCCAACGUGGCUUCCAAUGUAACGUGCGGUUCAGUGGUAACCUCUGAUCAGAAGCCAGAGCUGGAUCUUUCUCAUGGACUUAAAGGCAGAGCCAGAGCCACCACCAAUGUGACAUGCGAUUCAGAUGGUAAGAGGUCAGAACUGGAUCUUUCUCAUGUACUCAAAGGUAGAGGUAAAUGUAUGAUUUAGAGAUUUUUUCCAUGCAUGAUACAAUGAUCAAUUCUUUUUGCAUAACUGAGCAGGUAGAUAAUUAAUUUUUUAAAUUUCUUUAAUUUCUUACUUAGUGAGAUCUCUCUCUCCGAGCAAUUGAUUUCAAUUUUCAAGCGUCACUCCAAUCUCUCUCAUCUUAUUUAACACAUUUCUAAUUUCAUUAUCCUUUCCCAUUUUCAUUAUCUGAAAACUUUUCUUUCUUUCAUUUACCUUUUGAAAUUUGUUUAAUUCAUUUCAUUAUCAUUGUUAAUAUUCUUUGUGGUGACACUACCUUUUAUGGUAAAGACCUAUUGUUCUUUAUUGUAUUAUCAUUAUUAUAAAGAAAUUCACUUUUUCUUCUCCACUUCAAUAACUAAUUUCAUUUUCCACGUUGAAGGCAUCUUGCAUUCAAAUCUAUUCAGCUUUCGCCACAUGUAGUUCGCCGUUUGUGUACCUUUAACGUUGUUACUCUAUCUUACUCCGCAGUUUAGUUUUGGCUUGGAACUUAGCAAAGAAAACUGAAAUGCUCCCUUUGUUUUACAAACAUGUUACAUUGUAAGACUAUGAUGUUUUAGUGAUGCUACUUAUGAUCUUUAAAUUUAAUACCUCAAUACAUAAAAGUGGCAUACCUUUUGAAUGAUUAAAUGAUAACUAAUGGUCACAUACCUAUUAGAAAUGAGUAUUAUACUUAUAUUUACAACUGUGUUACGAAAAAAAUUGUGAUUGAUAUAAAGAGAUAGUGCCCCUCAUUAUUUUUUGUUCCAUCAGUAUCUAAAUCUACUUUACACUUAUUUUGUCUACUUUACACUUUUAGGAGCAUAAUAAGGAAUAUGGCUGAGAAACCUAGACUGCAACUUCAAAUAGUGCAUAAGCUGAAAAUGCAUAUUAGUUCUUAAAGGCCUAGGUUUACGCAGAUAUCAUUGUCCAAUGUCGAUGGCCCUUACGGAAUUUCAUAUUUUCUUUGAAGAUGGUCAAAUUACAGAAGGAGGUUCUUUCAACCAAGUUUUAUGUCUUGGCCUAAACUGUUACGAGAAUUGUUGACGAGACAUUGUUAUAAAGCAAAUUACCAUUGGCACUUCACUAUUAAUGAUAUAUAUUAUCAAUCGCGCAUGUCUAUUCAUAGAUGAUACACUAAGUUAGAAACUAAAAUUUAACUAUGUAGAUUCUGCAAAUCAAGGGCUCAUAAGAAUAUAGGUGGCAUGCCAAGGGAUGCCAAAGAUCGUGGAUGGUUGAGAAGUGUUUCUCGCAAGAGAAUUUCAGCAUAUUUUAACAUAGCUAUUCAAAAAAUCAACACAUGUCAAACGUCGUUAGUUCAAUAAUUAUUUUCACAUUUAUAAUUUUGUGACAUACGUUUUUCAUAAUUGCAGGAAUAGAAAUGUUUGUAUACGUGUUGGACCUGACUUCGGAUUCUUGGCAAGUCUAUUACUGGAACCAUCAAGGACAUGGUUGUUGUGGUCUCCAAGAGUGUCUCCAACUAUGCCAAGUAGCUUCUUCAGAGAUUCAUUUUCUUCGCCGGACCACAUCGGGGUAGAGACCAGACUAAGGACACGCCGGACUAUGGUCGUUCGCCCCAAGGGACCUCCUCCUUCAUGCUCCGUCACUAAGAAGAUCGUGGGAUUUGUCUUCAGUCUUCUCCAAUCUCCUGUUCAGGUUCUUUCACCUUGGGGUACAAGUAUAAUUGUUCUUCCUCAUCAUUCAUUAAUUUUAAUUUUAGCAUCACUCUAUUCUUUUCUAGCCGAAGGUAUUACUUUUCAACCCUUUUGGUGAGGUGUCUAAUAGAUCUAGAGGCCAUGAAAACUGUAAUCCGAGCCGGAUAGUAGGCCAUGUGACUAUGGGGGUUGGCUUGGGCAUUUGGUGUUGGCUUUGGGUUUUAAAUACUAUUUGGAGAAAAAGGAUUUUGACAUUGUAUUUGGGGGAGGGAAUGCUCAGAUUUAGUGAGUAGUGGCUAACAAGCUGCAUUUUAUGGUAUCUAAGUAGUUAUGGAACCAAUGGAAGUGUUUCACAUUGGCUGCAGUCCUGGGUUCAUUUUUCCAUGCUAAAUUCACAAUUGAUGGGCAUGGGGCUGUUGUUUUAAGGCUAUAGAUGGCAAUGGUAUUUAGUUAUUUUGACAUUAGUGUUACCCUUAAGGUCAUAGAUAUUUAGAUUUCAUAGAAACUGUGGUCUAAUUGCAGGUUUUUGUUGAUAUUCAUGUAGUCCUCAAAGAUCUAAUGGAGAUUGGCUGUCAGCUAAGGUUUUUUUUAAUUUUUUAUUACAUAAUUAUUUGAAGUUUUUACCUCUUCAUGGUUUAUGUGUCAAUGAAUGUUGAAUUGUGCAGGAAUAACCCACCUAAACAAGUAAUUACCAUCAACCCAACAUAUAUUCUUGGCAUUAAUAUAUCGUUCUGUCCAUGAAUAUGUGGAACCAUCUUCAGGUUAUUGAUUCCUUUUUAGCUCUUUUGAGGUGUGUAGUUAGUGACAUUUAUUUUCUCAUUGUAUGUGUGUCAUAUACAAUGCAAAGCACACUAAUUAAGUGCCAUAUAUAUGAUCAGUAAUCACCAGAACUUCUGCAUACAAAAAAAAGUAAUCAUCAGAAUUUCUUAGGGCAAUUUGGCUGUUAUAUUUGAAUUUGGUAUUAGUAAAACCUUAUCCUUUUUAAUGACAUAUGGAAAAAACAAGAGUCUGGAAACAGAGAUAUUAAAGGUGUCGCGUCAAAAAUUACAUGCUAUGGAGAACAUCUGCAUUAUUUAAUUAUGUAAUAUGGGUUGAAAGUUUCUCAUAGGAUGCAUGUAUAUAUGUGGUUUAGAUUUUUAUGACUAUCUCUAAUUACCACCAUUUCAUUUUUUAAAUUAAAUCUACUUUGGGGCCAUUUCUUCUUUGGUUAAAUCUGACAUAUACAUUAGGAUGGUGAUUUUAAGGGUGAGAGGUCCUCCAUCAUGUAAACCUAAUUGGACAUAGAUAUGUGUUUCACAUUAGAAUCAUGCAGUACUAUAAAUCAGCAAACAACCAAAGCUUCACAAUUACAAACGUAUUAAUGGAAUCCGUUUUAUGAACGGAACUUAAGCAUGUUAGCUUAUUUCCAGUAUUUAGCUUAUAUCCAUUACAUUUUUUUUGAAGUUUUUGUCAUGUUCAACGUAUAGGGUGGGUUUAGUACUAUUGCUGUAGGAACCCGAGGAAGUAUUUACGAAACCUGUCAAUGGGAGUCCUAAUAGAAAGUGAUGUCACUAUAAAACUUUAAACAUGUGUCUUUUAAAGGGAAAUGACGUGGAGUGUUGACAUAUGUCAGCUGAGAUGGACAAGGGCAGCUCUCCAUUUUAGCCUUGCACAAACCCCCUCAACUUCUCUGGAGAAUUCCAAUCACCUCCUUAAUGUCAACUCCACUUUGCUCCUCGCCGAUCAGUUGAAUGCCAACUGCCACGGUCCGUGGCUUCAUCUAACCAAAUCUCGACUCUAUACUCUAUACCCUGAAUUGUAUUGACACUACUGUUUACUGUACUAAUUGUGAUGGUGCCUAGAAAGCCUUAAAUUAUGUGGAUAUUGAAUCUGCAACCUAUGACAUCACGUUUUUCCUUCAGACAGUAACCACCAACCCAGCCCUUUAGUGGCAAUUUGAAGGUUCUUGACAGGCUAGCAGCUCGAAUAACAACCGCGGUUCAAGGCUAACAUCUUACAUCAAAACUAUUCGGGGAGUGUUGUUCGCUGAUAAUCACCCACCACCGUAGAGUUGGAAUCUAUUUCGGAACAUGCUUCUUCUCAAGUGAAACUGCUCCUGAUUGGUUUCGAAUUCAAAUCUUUGAUUUCUGCACCUUAGAUCAAAGGUACGAUUAUAUUUUGGCAAAGAGGUGGUUGGACCAGCGAAUCUUCUUCUUCUUUCAACUGGAGGGUGGCGAUCAAGGCCAGAAGUCUUAUUUUUUCUAUCGAUCUGUCAUCAAGAUCAUGUUGAUGAAAAUACAAUGCUCUACACAAAUAUUGGCGUCUAUAUUUUUCUAUGGGUAGUGAAGUUCGAUAUGGAACAUACAGCUGUUGUUUGAUGUAGUUUGAUGCUAAAAUCUGUACUCAACUUUUGACCAUGUUGUCUUUGGUUAGAAAAGGACUUGAGUUUUAUAAGUUCGGAUAUUGGUAAAAAUGAUUUCGAAUGACUCAUUCCCUGUUGCUUUUUAUAUUCUCUCUUAUGGGCCUUACCUUAGGUUGUU